Messenger RNA from Nelumbo nucifera (sacred lotus), 3607 nucleotides. The record is from RefSeq and is a predicted model, not a curated record. NCBI's taxonomy places the organism in Eukaryota, Viridiplantae, Streptophyta, Magnoliopsida, Proteales, Nelumbonaceae.
GAAAGAAAAUAGAAAACAACAAAAACAGAUUUUCAGGGGGGUUUUCUCUUAAGAGAGAGAAAAGCAUUGGAGGACAUGGAGAAGCAGAUCGACUUAUAUAGGAAAUCUUUCUACUAUUGUUGGGUAGAAAAAUGAGAAGAGAUAAGGUUGUCGUCUAUCUGGUUUUAGGACUACCUCCUAUGGCGUGAGAUUCCUCUAUGGAGAACAGUAGAUUAUGAGCUAGAAAAAUGAGAAGAGAUAAGGUUGCCGUGUCUCUGGUUUUUCUCUUCCCCUCCCCCGUUGCCCGACGUUGCUUCUAGGAAUCCCAAUUCGAAUCAGACAAACUUCUCCCUUGCUCUAAAAGAACUGUUAGAGCUGAAACUUAAGCCAUCGACGUGGCAUUACGGUGAGGUAAUGUCAAGUCAGGCAGCCGGAGUUGAACCAAAGGGGGAGUGGGGGAUUUCCUACCAGCCGGAGUUGAACCAGCGCUAGAAGGGGGCGGGAGGGGAAGAUAUCUCACGUGUAAAUUGUUGCACGUAGAAUUGAGGUGGUCACAUGAAAAUGGGACAACUGUCACCAAGUGAUUGGGUUAGUAGGAAAGCAAGCAGAAUGGGAUUAGUAGGAAAUCCGGAUUGAGUUGUAAGCCUCAAAAUAACAAAAAUCACAACACCCAUAAGUCUCUCGUUUUGGAAUCAGAAGAUUUACAGAGAUUAGAAAAGAAACAAAAAAGUAUAGCAUCCUAUCAACAGGGGCUGAACCACUCCUCCCGCAUCUCAGAAAUCACGUCAAGCCUCGCCCUUUGCUCCUGUAUCUCCAUGAGCUCUGCACAUCCCUCCCGUAACUGCGACAGUCUUUUCUGUUUCCGCACCACCUCCUCAAGAAGACUAGCUAUCGCAUCUUCACCCUUCUUGAUAGACACGUCCAGAAAUUUCAGUCAUUUAUGGAGGUCAGUUUCAUCCUGUGGAGACAAAAGACCAUGAUCUUGAAGCCAGCCUUCCAUUCAAAUAAUUCAUUAGCGAAUGCGCUCCAUUUUAAAGCCCAUCGUGGUGAAGGAAACACACAUCUUCAGCCACCGAGCGAAGAGAGGCCAAGAGAGUGAAUCUAUGGUCUGCGACAUGAUUGAGUUCAUUAGACCAACCGUUGUGUUCAAAGAGGUGCACAUCACCAUGGGGGAGAGUUCAGCCAAGGGGAACCAACCCUUCUGGAUGAUGAACGAAACAAUAUCCGAGGCACUGCGCAAAACGAUAAAAUGCUCCCAUUUCUGGAUGCCAUGUACGCUCACAGGAUCAACAACAACAAACCUGACGAGCACCAUUUCUCCCCUCUCAUUGUUAAGAUAAUGAUGAAGAGUCCUUAAUGUGUGGAGUUCAGGAACCUAUCCUGUUAUCUCAUCAGUUAGUUUCCUUAUUGUACUUUGUAUUUAUCACAUAGAAGUUGAUUGUAAUCACAACUCCUAUUCAAGGUAUAUAAAUAGACACCAGGGCAGAACCAUCAUGGACAGGUUCUUCCCAUUCUAUUAGUUUCUGUCUUCUGUUCCCUCUCUACUAUUUCUUUAUCUUGGUAUCAGAGCCAACGUCCUCAUGGCCUCUUCUGGAGAUUUUUCUCUUGCAUCAAACCAGGUGAGCUCAACUAUUGAUAACUCCAUUAGGCUGCCCCAACUUCCAAACAUCACCCGCUACAUCCCAGUGAAGCUAACCAGCAAAAAUUAUCUGUUGUGGAAGAACCAGUUUCUUCCUAUUCUUUACACCCACAAGCUGAUGGGUAUUGUCAAUGGCUCCACCCCUACUCCGCCCAAGGAGAUCGUUGAUCCCAGUGAUCCAUCGAGGAGUAUCCCAAAUCCUACCUUUGAGAGAUGGUUCCAGCUCAAUCAGUUAAUACUCAAUUGGCUGAUCUCAUCCUUGACAGGAAGCAUCAUGGCGCAGGUUAUUGGACUGCGCUCUUCUCAAGAGGUUUGGAAUGCUCUUUCCAAAUCUUACUCGACUCUCUCUCACUCCAGAAUUUUUCAACUCCAGCGCCAGUUACAAUCAUUGAGGAAAGGUACGCUCACUGUUAGUGAUUAUGUACGUCAUGCUAAAUCUAUUGCAGAUAACUUGGCUGUUGUGGCGGAACCGAUCUUGCCAAAAGAUCUCGCCAUGUAUAUUUUGUGCAGCUUGGGCUCAGAUUACAAGUUCGUAGUCACUACCGUCACCAAUAGAUCUGAUAUGGAGCAACUGGACGUCGAUGAUGUGCUCGGCAUCCUCUUGAACCAUGAGGCGCUACUUGAACAACGUAGCAGCACUGUCAACGAUCACACUUCACCCGCAGCCAAUGUUGCGAAUUUCAAAGGCAAAAACCAAGGUUCUCAGCAGAACCACAACACUGCGAACAGUCCCAAUUCUGGAAACACUCGAGGUCGUGGGAGAGGAUGAGGUUCAGGUCAGUUUUUUAAAACAAUGGCGGCCGUGGAAAAGGGACAUCCAACGUAGUCUGCCAGUUGUGCAACAAACUUGGACACGUGGUUGCUAAGUGCAGGCGCAGGUUCGAUAUCUUCUACAACAAUGAUGAAUACAAUUCUGUUGCAUUUCAGAGUGGGAUGUCGUUUACCUAUGACCUGACAUGGUACCCAGACACCAGCGCAACUCACCACAUGACCCCGGACGCCGAUAAUAUUCAGAACCGGUCAGAAUAUAGUGGCAAUGAUCAAGUCUGUGUCGGUAAUUGGUCAGGACUACAAGGGGAGAACAAUUCUACGAGGGCCCAGUAGAGACGGUUUAAAUUGCUUCCUAGAUUCUUCAUCAAAUAAGUCUCAUUCAGCGUUGGUUGGUGAAAAAGUCUCAGUUGAUGACUGGCAUCGACGGCUUGGACAUCCGGCUCUUCGGGUUGUGAGGCAAGUUUUGUCUAAGUAUGGUUUACCUUACAUUGGUUAGUUUAGACGUCAAGCAGUAUGUGAGUCCAGUUAGUUAGGAAAAAGCCGCAGGUUGUCAUUACCACCUUCUAGUUUUGAGUCCAAAAGACCUCUGGAGUUGGUUUUCUCAGAUGUUUGGGGACCAGCUCCAGUUGAGUCUCAAUAGGGUUUCAAAUAUUAUGUAAUGUUUGUUGAUGAUUUUAGUAGAUUCUCCUAGAUUUUUCCCAUGCGUAAUAAAUCAGAAGUUUAUGAUAUUUUUGCCAAUUUCAAAAGACAUGUUGAAGUCAUGUUUGAUGUAAAAAUCAAGAAUUUCCAGUCCGAUUGGGGAGGAGAAUACAGAAGACUCUCUAAACUACUUGACGAAUGUGGAAUUAAUCACAGACUUGCUUGUCCUCUCACCCAUAAACAAAAUGGCACCGUCGAAAGGAAGAAUCAACAUAUUAUAGAACCAACACUAUCUCUACUGGCCACCUCGUCUCUUCCCUUUCGUUUUUGGGCCAAUGCGGCUAUCACAACUACUUUUCUGAUUAACAGAAUCCCAAGUCCAGUGAUUGGCGGUAAGUCACCAUAUGAGAAACUCUUCAGAAUGACUCCAGAUUACAAAAUGUUGAAGAUAUUCGGUUCUGCAUGCUAUCCAUUUCUUCAACCAUACAACACUAAUAAGUUCAACUACCAAUCCAUGAAGUGCAUCUUCUUAGGUUACAGCAACAGACACAAAAGCUACAGAUGCUACCACUCUCCCAC